CAGGAGCUGAGCAAAACGGGCAAGGUGGUGUUGAGUCAGAACCAGGUGUUACAGCAUAUGGGUCAGCUGUUUGCUCUUCGUCACCUUAUUAACCUGAGUUCAGACCUGCUAGACAUACCAGACUUCUACUGGGAGCAUGAAGAGCUGGAACAACUUUAUAGAAGGGUGUCAAACCAUCUCAAUGUGUCUAAACGCACUUCAGUAAUGAAUGUGAAAUUAAGCCAUUGUGUGGAGCUGAUGGAGCUGCUUAAAAGUCACUUAAAUGAAGAACAUUCAUCACGUCUUGAGUGGAUCAUCAUUAUUCUUAUCAUGGUUGAAGUUGGCUUUGAACUGCUACACUUCAUGGAGCGUCUUUUCUGAGACGUCUAAGCAAAGGAUAUAGUAUGCAUAGUGUAAAAGCAUUCUUUUAUAAUUUUAAUUGGUGCUUUUAACUCUCAAACCAUUGAAGGGCUUGGGGGAAGUGAAUUAUUAAACACAUAAGCUUUUUUGUAUGUAACUACAGUAAUAAAUUUAAAAUUAUG
Homarus americanus (American lobster) is the source of this 521-nucleotide messenger RNA. RefSeq names its product required for meiotic nuclear division protein 1 homolog. Gene Ontology annotation, biological process: positive regulation of mitochondrial translation. The record is from RefSeq and is a predicted model, not a curated record. Lineage: Eukaryota; Metazoa; Arthropoda; Malacostraca; Decapoda; Nephropidae. The annotation marks the transcript as partial. The transcript is spliced from 2 exons.